UGCUAAAAUACAGCACGCUGUAUUAAAUCCCACCAGAUCAUGAUGAUGGAGACUCCAAACUGUAUGGAAACUGGUGUCUUAUCAUCUUUCAAAGACAGUGCUGAAUAUCAAUUUUAAAAUUGAAUUUGAUUAGCAACAAAAUUUAAAGAUAUGAUCAUCAUGGGAUAGACUGAUGCUGUAAAAUUGUGUUUGUAAAAAUCAUACAGGAUAUCUUUCUACAAAAAUGGCACUGAAUCGAAUAUGCAUUCCUUGGUCUAAGGUGCCUAGAUGUUCAGUGAUAUAUAAUUGUUUGCUUGCAAAUCAAACUUGUCUGCGAUAUCAAACAUGUGAAAAAUCAAGUUCCAGAUUUUUAACAAAAUCAUCUAAAGUAUUCUCUAACACUGAUUCAGAGAAUGUGGUUGAAAAUAAAAUUGCCAACAACUCAAGUGUUUUAGGACGUCAGUUACUUCACCCUACUGGAAUGACAGAAAUUUUAGCAUGUGAAAGCAGCAAAGCUCUUUUGUCACUUGCUUCAAGAAAAACACAGGAUUGGAAUUUUAAUCCCACUGACCUUGUUCCCAUUUUCAGUCACCUUGAAGAUAUUGUCUAUGAAAAAGAAUUAAGUCACCUGUCUUGGCUAUAUGGAGAAAGGAAAAUUGCAUUUCAACAGCUUGUUUAUAAUAAGAGAUUACAAACUGAUGUAAAUACUCCACUGCAGGGACCAGAAUUCACACAACUAUUACAAUCUCUUUCAACAAGCAUAGAUGACUUGGAGACAGAACAUUUAACAGAAAUUUUAUCUUCUGUUGCUCAUCUUGGAGUCCCUUUGUCAAAUGUUACAUGUGUUUCCAUUCUUAACCAAAUUUUAGACAAAUCUUCAUCAUUUUGUUGGUCAGAUUUUAGAUUUAUUGUUCCAUUAGCAAUGGAUGGUGUUAUUGGGAACAGAGAAAUCAUACUCAACAGGUUUAUUUAUCCCAAAUUUAAUGAACUGAUAAAAAAUGGUGGUUUAGAAGGACAGAGUCGAGAUAUGCUCCUUUCUUUUCAUCCUUUACUCCUUCGAGCUGCAGACAGGUAUCCAGUAGAUAUUAUAAUCAAAUGCAUGAGAAAAAUUGCAUCUUUAACUUCAGAGGAAGUUUUCAAUGAUUAUGAGGUAGCUGUAGACAUGUUUGAUUUGAUGGUUAAUUUAGCAAAGGAUGAUGGUCAUAAGAGUCUUCAUUGCUCUGAUGUGAUGUUUCAGUUAUUUAUCAAGAUCUGUCUGAGGUCUGCCGAAACAAUAUUAGAAAAUAUUGAUGAUGUAGAACCCUAUAGUUACAGAACAAUCAGAAAAGGUGUAUGGAUUAUCAAUCAGUGCAUUUUCUUUUAUCCAAAACAGUUAACAGAUGUAUUUAAUUUACUUGAAAAUGCAUUAACAAAUAAAUGUACUGAAUUACUUGAGAGAGAAAAUUUGACUUCAGCAGAAGUGAGCUAUGCAAUACCUCAUGUUCAGAAUUUAAGAGAAUCUGUACAAGGUGAAAAAAUAGAACAAACUUUGAGGAAAUGUUUGAAAGAUGCUGAUGGGUUUAUCAUUAGUCAUUUGGCAUAUAAUAUUCAUAGAGAAAAUGUUAGUAUGGAUUUCCUUUAUGACCUUAAUAAUAUUUGCUUAGAAAGGAUAAGUGAAAAAUACGACAAAAAAAUUAUAAGGUAUUUAGGUUUCAGUACGAGGAAUGAUAUAGAACCAAUACGAAAUCAAAUUAUAUCCAAAUUACUACACAUGUUCAAACACAAGACUUACAGUACCACAAUGACCUGCAGACUUGGUGCUUCACUUAUACUGCUUUCACCAGAGAUAGAUCCUCCUCCUUUUGUAAUCAAUGACCUUUUACAAGCUAUUCCAAGGGCAGAAGUCAAGGAUAUAUUUUUUAUAUCAGUAUGUUUCAGAAAAAUGUUUAGACAAAGAAAAAAGGAGUUUUAUAGAUAUUAUGGAGAUUUAAUGAUGGCGAUAAACAAAUCUGUUUCAGCAAAAAUCAAUCAAGGUCAACAACUUGAUACAUUAACCAGACACAUAAACAUGAUGAUCUCUUGUGACAUACCUUUGUUGAGAAUGGACAAUGAAGCCAUUAUAGAAUUUUCCAGAAUGCUUCCAGAUGUGGCUAGAAACAUGACCAUGCUUGAGUUUGGACAUCUUCUACGGAGGAUUUCAGUAACUGCUUACUAUAAUGAGGAGUUAUUACAUAUAAUAGAAAACUAUGUUAUUGAGAACAAAGACAAUAUAUUGAUAAAUCACCUGACCUAUGUUCUUGGUUACAUGGAAGAAACAGGAUAUGAAAUAAAAGAGCACAAAUUUGAAUCUGUAUGUUUGGAAAUUCUAGACAGGAGUUUUGAAGAAUUAUCUCAAUAUGAACAGAUUGAUAUAGUCUUGGACCUAUGUACACUACAAGUUUACCCAGAGAAAUACAUUCAUCAUAUUUUCUCUUUGGAAUUCUUUAAGCAGUUGGGUGAUUUUAUAAAUGGUUUGAAAGAUGAGCAAGAAGUCUUAAGGAUAAGGUUAGCCCUGGCUAAUCUAAAUAGAACAGUUGUCAUUGAUUGUCCACAGUUAAAUAUUCCUUGGAUCAUGAAAAAGUUUCCACCAGAAUUUAAAGUUGAAAGUACAAAGACAUUUAGACGUAGAAGAUUUGAAGAUUUGGAAUCAGUCAUUCAUUCCGUAUUAGGGAGUGAAGUGUUUUACAAGAGAACAGAUUUUUUACCAUACAAUUAUAUAGGUGAUUUUGUGUUUUAUUUGGAUAAAGACAGAAAACCUGUUGAAUACAGAAAAGGAAAAUAUUCGAAGGAUCCAUCUAUACAAAGGGUUGCUGUAUUAUAUAUGGAUCAAAGACAUUUCUGUUUAAACAGUCGACGAUUAGUUGGUUCAUUUAAAGCAAAAAUCCGCCAUAUACAGAUGUCAGGAUCUCAUGUUGUAGAGAUUCCUGUAUUUGAAUGGAAUUCCAUGGCACUCUCAUCAAAAGAAUCAAAGGAAAAGUAUCUUCGGACAAAAAUGUUAUCAUUCUGAGAAGAAUAACAGUUUAUUCAAGACAAAGCAAAUAUUUUUUGUGAAUAAAAAAAAAUGAAAAGUAUCAAAUAUAUAUCUAUAUAUUUUUAACUUUUAUAGUUAAAAUGAUUAAAGAAGUUACCAGAGUUAUUUCCCAUUUAUUGUCUGUUAUCAGUCUGCUGACACAUCACAUACAAAGAGAUUUAAAAAAAUUUACAAAUAAUUGUGUGUCAGAAUUCCCCCAAAUAGUGGUUUUAUCAGAAAAGUUAGAAUAAAUGAUGGGACUGCAUUAAAGUUCAGAAUUUGUUCAAAAACAAUAGAAGCAAUUACAUUAUAGGGAAAAUCCGUGAUUUUUUAACUUAUCAUCUUAAUAUGUUCCUCAUAACAUAAAAAAACUCAUUCACGAAGUUUUAAAUUUAUAUUCCCUCUAAUAACAGAGAAAAUCAAGUAUUUAUAACUUUUUUGUUUGACAUACGUCAUCUGGUUGUGAUGUUUUAACCCGAUUUAGCGAAUCCUGGGAAAUAAUAAAAUCAGUUCAAGUCUUAAUCGCUUAUCGAAUUUUCCCAUAGUUAAAAGCACGCAGAUGACCGUUUCUCGUAGCUAAUAACCACAAAAGAAGAAUGAAAGAAAAUGAACACACGUGUAACGUUUUGCAUUGAUUAAAUAAAAAAUCUUAUGGUAUAUAUAUUUGCGAUUUAAUUUUAUUUAUUAAUAGUUGUGAUUUUUUCCUGAAUUAUUUAUUGAAGACAAAUUAUGAACUAAUAUUGAACUGAAAAUAUUUUUCAUUCUUAUUUACCUUUAUAAUUUCAUUUCAGUGCAAAGUCUGUGUGAAUAGAAUGUGUCUGUUAUUUCGGAAAGGCAUUGUUUAUUUCUCAAAUAGAUGAUCAUUUUGUAAAACAAUUCGUUUAUUAUAGCUGAGGGCAAUUAAGCCUCAAACGUACGCUUUUACAGGUGUGAAUAUGUUGUCAUUUUGAAUGGAUUAACAGAAAUAGCCGGAAUGGCGAGUUUAAUACACCGAGAUCAAAUAUCCAAUGAGAAUGAAAAAAAAUAAUUGUAUGAUUUCCUUGAAAAUAAAAUUCAAAUUUUUAAUUCUAGCAAAUGCUAUAUUUCCCAAAAUUUAAUAGAGGCAAAACAUUUUUGCGGUCGUAUAUUGGUAUGACGUUGUUGUCGUCCGAAGACACAUUGGUUUUAGCACAAUAACUUUAGUUUAAGUGAAUGGAUCUCUAUGAAAUUUUACCAUAAGGUUCAAUAUCACAAAAGGAAGGUGGGGAUUGAUUUUGGGGGUUAUGGUACUAACAGUUAAGGAAUUAGGGGCCAAAAAUAAGCAUUUUUGUAACUUUCAGACAAUAACUUGUGUGUUAGUGUAUGGAUCUCUCUGACAUUGUACCACAAGGUUCCAUAUCACAAAGGGAAUGCUGUGAUUGGUUUUGGGGGUAAUUGCCUCAAAAUUUUAGGAAUUAGGGGCAAAAAACAAGCAUUUUUCUAGUUUCAUGACAAUAACUUGUGUGUAAGUGUAUGGAUCUUUCUGAAAUUGUACUACAAGGUUCCAUAUUACAAAGGGAAAGCUGGAAUUGAGUUUGGGGGUAAUUGCCCAAAACAUUUAGGAAUAAGGGGCCAAAAAGGGGCCAAAAAUAAGCAUUUUUCUAGUUUCAAGACAAUAAGUGUAUGGAUCUCUCUGAAAUUGUACUGCAAGGUACCAUACCACAAAGGGAAGGCUGGGAUUGAUUUAGGGAGUAAUUGCCUCAAAAUUUUAGGAAUUAGGAGCCAAAAAGGGGCAAAAACAAGCAUUUUUCUAGUUACAGGACAAUAACUUGUGUGUAAGUGUAUGGAUCUUUAUGAAAUUGUACUACAAGGUUCCAUAUUACAAAGGGAAAGCUGGGUUUGAGUUUGGGGGUAAUUGCCUUAAACGUUCAGGAAUUUGGGGCCAAAAAACAAGCAUUUUUCUAGUUUCCAGACAAUAACUUGUGUUCAAGUGUAUGGAUAUCUCUGAAAUUCAACAAAAAUUGAAUAUGUGGGCUUCUUUGAUAUGCUGAAUCUGACCAUGUAUUUAGAUUUUUGAUUUUUGGGCCCCGUUAUCAAAUUGGUCCACAUUGAGGUCAAAAGGGUCCAAAAUUAAACUUUGUUUGAUUUCAUCAAAAAUUGGAAUCUCUGGAUUCUUUGAUAUGCUGAAUCUAACCAUGCAUUUAGAUUUUGGAUAUUGGACCAUAAUAGGUAAAUUAAAAAUUUUUAAGUUCUUAGACCACAAUCAUUCUGUGUCAGAAACCUAUGCUGUGUCAAAUAUUUAAUCACAAUCCAAAUUCAGAGCUGAAUCAAGCUUGAAUGUUGUGUCCAUACUUGCCCCAACUGUUCAGGGUUCGACCUCUGCGGUCGUAUCAAGCUGUGCCCAGCAAGGCAUUUUUUUUGCUUAUAUCUCAAAAACUAAAGCUUGCCGAUAGGUAGAAACCAUGUCUGGUAUAAUUAUUUUUUUAGGAUCUAUGAAACUGUGUAUUAUUUGUCAUUAUCUUGUCGGGUAAAACAACCGUACGAUUGACAAGAGAUUUUGACACUUAAUUACGACUAUGUUAGUUCCAGCUUGUUUGGGUACUUUAUGGUUUAUAGUUAUCAUGUAUUGUUAUUAACCGGGAUGCCGUCAAGAUGGCUACAUGUAGAGAAUUGAUAUUCUCAAUUUAAAAUCGAUGGUGAUAUCUUAUGUAGGAGAAUAAAACUUUAUUUUUUUAUGAA
Molecule: messenger RNA, 5704 nt
Organism: Mytilus californianus (California mussel)
Lineage: Eukaryota; Metazoa; Mollusca; Bivalvia; Mytilida; Mytilidae
Exons: 7
Coding region: 224-3004 (926 amino acids)
Biological process (GO): regulation of mitochondrial mRNA stability
Source: RefSeq, a predicted model, not a curated record